AUGGGCCAGUACACCGCGACCUCAACUUACCGGGGUGGAGAUGCAAACGGGAAUCAUAGAGACGAAGGAACGCGCGCUCUGAUGAGCAACGUGCUGCUGACGUGCGAGGUGCACGAUGGCAAGAAGAAGCGGGCACGGAUUUCCGCGCUGACUAGUGCAGUGGCUUGGCUCCGGGUGACCCAAGCUGCCGCUUUUGAUAACACACUAGUGGUCAUCCCGGUAGCCACCUUUUAUAACACACUAGAGGUGACCCCGGCAAUCGCCUUUGAUAACACACUAGAGGAGACGCAGGCAACCGCCUUUGACAGCACACUAGAGGUGACCCAGGUAGCCCCUUUUGACAACACACUAAAAGUAACCCAGGCAGACGCCUUUGAUAACACACUAAAGGUGACACAGACAGCCGCCUUUGAUAACAUACUUGAGGUGACGCAGGCAACCGCGUUUGAUAACACACUAUUGGUGAGCCAGGUUGCCGCCUUUGAUAACACUCUAGAGGUGACCCCGGUAGCCGCCUUUUAUAACACACUAGAGCUGACCCCGGCAAUCGCCUUUGUUAACACACUAGAGGAGACGCAGGCAACCGCCUUUGAUAGCAUAGUAGAGGUGACCCAGGCAACCGCUUUUGAUAGCAUGCUAAAGAUGAGCCAGGAAGCCGCCUUUGAUAUCACACUAAAGGUGACCUCGGCAGCCGUGUUUGAUAACAAGCUAAAGGCAGCCGCCAUUGAUGACACACUAAAAGUGACCCAGGCAGCCUCUUUUGGUCGAACACUAAAAGUGACCCAGGCAUCCGCCUUUGGUAGCACACUAAGAGUGACCAAGGCAGCCGCCUAUGCCGCCGCCUUUGAGAACACAAUAAAAGGGACCCAGACAGCCGCCUCUGACAAUACACUAAAAGUGACCCAGACAGCCGCCUAUGAUAACACACUAAAAGUGACCCAGGCAGCCGCCUUUGGUAACACACUAAAGCUGACCCAGGCAGCCGCCUUUGAUUACACACUAAAGGUGACCCAGGCAGCUGCCUUUGAUAACACACUAAACGUGACUCAGGCAGCCCUCUUUGAUAACACACUAAAGGUGACCCAGGCAGCCGCCUUUGAUAACACAGUAAAAGGGGCCCAGAUAGCCGCCUUUGAUAAUACACUAAAACUGUCCCAGGUUGCCGCCUUUGAUAACACACGUAAUGUGACCCAGGCAGCCACUUUUCAUAACACACUAAAAGUGAACGAGGCAGCCACCUUUCAUAACACACUAAAAGUGACCCAGUUAGCUGCCUUCGAUAACACAAUAAAGGUGACCCAGGCCACCGCCUUUAAUAACAUACUAAAGGUGACCCAGGGAGCUGCCUUUCGUAACACACUAAUAGUGACCCAGGCAGCCGCCUUUGGUAACACACUGAAAGUGACACAGUCAGCUGCCUUUGAUAGCACGCUAAAAGUGACCCAGGUAGCCGCAUUUGAUAACACGCUAAAAGUGACCCACGCAGCCGCCUUUGAUAACACUCUAAAAGUGACCCGAGCAGUCGCUUUUAAUAGCACACUAAAGGUGACACAGGGUGCCGCAUUUGAUAACACACUAAAGGAAACCCAGGCAGCCGCCUUUGAUAACACAGUAAAGGUGACCCAGGCAGCCACGUUUGAUAACACAUUAAAGGUAACCAAGGCAGCCGCCAUUGAUAACACACUUAAGGUGACCCAGCUGCCGCCUUUGGAAACACACUAA
Molecule: messenger RNA, 1722 nt
Organism: Morus notabilis
Lineage: Eukaryota; Viridiplantae; Streptophyta; Magnoliopsida; Rosales; Moraceae
Exons: 5
Coding region: 1-1722 (573 amino acids)
Source: RefSeq, a predicted model, not a curated record